Rana temporaria (common frog) is the source of this 696-nucleotide messenger RNA. Its product is annotated as MAM and LDL-receptor class A domain-containing protein 1-like. Gene Ontology annotation, cellular component: membrane. Lineage: Eukaryota; Metazoa; Chordata; Amphibia; Anura; Ranidae. The record is from RefSeq and is a predicted model, not a curated record. The transcript is spliced from 6 exons. The coding region runs from base 34 to 696 and encodes 220 amino acids.
UGCAUUAUACAAUAUGCACAAUAUAACUCAUAAAUGUUAUCUGUGUUUCCUAAAACAGAUGUAUGCCAUAUAGAUUGUUCUUUUGAUGUGAACUUGUGUAACUGGAAACAAUCAACGAGUGAUAACAUGGACUGGAUACACUGGAAUGGCUCAACCCCUUCCGAUUUUACUGGACCAUCAUUUGACCACACAACAGGAUAUGGCUACUAUCUAUACAUUAAUGGACAGGAUUCAGAAGAGGGAGACUUUGCAAGAUUGGAGAGUCCUGCAAAUUGUUUCACUGGAACUCAUUGCUUACAGUUUUGGUAUCACAUGUAUGGAGCAGCAAAAUACAUGAUGCUGAGGGUGUCAGUACUAAGAGAUUAUGGUUUGGAAGAUGUCUUCACUAUAGAAGGAGAUCAUGGGGACAUGUGGUAUUUAGAGAAGAUUUUCCUACCUGAAAGUGAUAUUAUCCAGAUUUUCAUUGAUGGUGUCAGAGGUGAAGAUUUCCGCAGUGAUGUUGCUAUAGAUGAUAUUUCUUUUUACCCAGGAUAUUGUACUGCAGCAACAACUACCACCACCACCACGACUGUAACUACAAAACCGACAGGUUCUACUGUGUCAUCAACUAAAACCACAUCAUCACCAGUGUUUGUCCUAAACAAUGUGGCUAUAUCAAUUCUGACAGCCUGCUCAUUUGACUUUCUCCAUAAAUGA